This is a messenger RNA of Stegodyphus dumicola, 6686 nucleotides long. RefSeq names its product HEAT repeat containing 1 homolog l(2)k09022. Gene Ontology annotation, cellular component: t-UTP complex; small-subunit processome; 90S preribosome. Gene Ontology annotation, biological process: maturation of SSU-rRNA from tricistronic rRNA transcript (SSU-rRNA, 5.8S rRNA, LSU-rRNA); positive regulation of transcription by RNA polymerase I. Lineage: Eukaryota; Metazoa; Arthropoda; Arachnida; Araneae; Eresidae. Gene Ontology annotation, molecular function: snoRNA binding. The record is from RefSeq and is a predicted model, not a curated record.
GAAAACAAACGUGUUGAGUGAGUGAAUUCAAUUUUGUUUUGCGGGAUUUUAAUAUAUUAUUUUUGUAUUAUGGCUGGUGAAACUUCGUUAGCUAGACAGCUUAAAAAAUUGGCUGUUCCACAAACUACUUUGCUUAUUCCAGAGAAAAUUAAAAAAUCUUUCUUAUUCGACCACCGGGAUGCCGCUGGUUUAGAUCGCGAUAUUAUUUUCGCUUAUGGUACAACAGGACUUGACAAACUUAAGAUAAUCAAUCCAUUGUUCCAAAAAUUUGAGCAGAAUUUGUUCAGUUUAAGUUACAAAGAAUUUGAACGAUCCGUACAAAGUGACAGUGUAAACAAAAAGUUGGAUGAGAAUAUUACGGAGUUUCUUCGAAUGCUUUCUCCCUAUUUUCUAAUACGAGCUGCUCAUGAAGCUUUAGAAUGGCUGGUAUAUCGAUUUCAUAUACAUAUGUAUAAUGUUGAUGAACUUGUUGCAUCUGCAUUACCGCACUGCCAAACGUCUGUUUUUGUGCGAGUUAUUCAACUGUUGAAUUUGGACGACGACAACAGAUGGUCAUGGUUAAAACCCGUGCAGAAGUCUGGUGUUCAUCUCGAAUAUUCUGCAGUCUUAAAUCAUUUUAAUUCUGAUCGUGGCUUCAGAAAAUUUGUCUGCGAUUUGGCACCGAAUGUUCUGAAAGUGUAUGGAAUGGGCAAUGUAGCUGUUGCAACACCAGUUAUUUCAUUUUCAAUGCUUACAAUCUACUAUGCACUCGAUAUAUGUGACAAAGUGACUGAUAAUUUGAUUACAUUUAUUUUUCCUUAUAUAUUAGCUGGACUUAAAUCAAAAUUCAAUAAAUACAUUUCUUGUUCAUAUGUUAUUAUUGGGAAAAUAAUGAUGAAAGUAAAGUUAUCAGAUGUGUUAGUGUCAGAUUUAUUGUUAAAAGUGUUUGAAAAUGUUCAGGUGGAUUUAUUGGAGGAAAUAUUUAAAUUGUUGUUGGUGAUAUAUCAACAACAAGAUCUCAAGACGAUUCCAGAAAAAUUAUUCCCUUUUUUGUGGUCUGAAAGUCUUACAUUGAAAUAUUUGGAAAGUCUAACUGAAAAAUAUGAGGCUUCAUCUUUACUUAAUGCUUUUAUUAGAAGUUCUGUGCCUUAUUUAUACGAGUUGCAGCAGAAUAAGUCUACCUCAAAAGGGAGAAAAUUCUGCUGGUUUUUUAAAUAUAUGCUGACCAAUGUUAAACUAAAUGAAAAGUGUGUUAUUUUACUCUUCAACGAAGUUUUAAAAUUCUAUUUGAAAUAUCUUGCCAAAAAGCAAGGCAAUUAUGCCAAACAGUCCUUGAAAGAGAGUGCAAAAUAUUUGCUAAAAUUUAUAGAAACUAAAUAUCCUGAAUAUUUUGAUAAAGCUAUUAAUUCCUUCUUAAAUAAGAAAAAAAUGAAUGCUAACGAACAUUUGUGCGAACUGAUUAAUGCUUCGGUCUGCAGUGUGAAGUACAAAAUCCUGCCUGAUGUGCAGACAUGCUUAGUCCUUGCAUUGAAUCAUGUUAAUAUGAAUGUAAGGAAAAAUGCAGUUAAAAAUUUAAUAAAAAAGUCAUUGAAAGACGUUGCUGAUAAGGAAUUCAUUUCAAAUUCUUUAUACGAAAGAUUGUAUGAUGAUUCUAGUGUGGUGAUGCAAGUUUUAUCACAUCCUAAAGCCCUUCUUCAGUUGCUUGAAAGACAAAAAAUGCAUAUUGCAUUUGAACACAUAUUAAGAAAAAAUAUCUGUAAGGAUUCUCAAUGGUAUCAUGCUCAGAUGCAGUGUUUGGAUAUUUUGGGCUGUUCUUUUGAUGGAGUAUUCGAGGAAUCUUUCGAUUUAUGGCAUACUCUACUUCCUUUUCUUUUUCCUGUAAACCGUAAGAAUUUUGAAGGCUUUAUUAAAAUUUUAAAUUCUAAUGUAUGUGAUAUUUUGCCAAUAUUUCAAAUUGUGAAGUCUUCAAAAAGAAUUGAUAUUCAUGGGAAAAGCAUCAGUGAUGAAAAUUUGAUUCAGCUGAAUUCUGUUAUUAUAUCAUGUGCAAAAGAGUACCUUGACAAAUUAGAUCAGUCAACCAAAUCUUUAUUUUUGUCAUUAUUACACCAGAAAGUGUUGAGUGUAAAAUGUAAUUCCCUUUUUGUCAUAUAUGGUUUUAUUUUGGGUCAUGGAAUUUUAACUGAGAAUAAUUUAGAUCAGAAAUUAGAUAUGGUAAAAAAUUUAUUAUCAUUUUUAAAAUUUAUUCUCUCAAACCCUCACCAGCUGUGGAUAGCAUUUGGUCAGUGUGUCUCUGAACAUGCAAUUAUCAGUAGUAAUAUUGAUGCUCUUUUGAAUGGCAAGUUCCCCUCUUCGGUAAUUAGUUUUUCAUUUUUGAAUGCUAUAAAAAGUGUAAGUUUAGAUGGGGAUGAUUUAGGCUAUAAUCAUUGGCCCAAUAUGGAUGCAUUUCAAAUUUUAAAUCUUUUAUUUGAAUUUUGUAUCAUUCAGAUGAACUCACUUAAAGGAAUACUAUCGGAGAGUUUCAGAAUACUUCAGAUGGAAUUUAUUCGUGUACAUUUUUCAGACGUUAAACGUUUCUUCUGGUUUUUGUCACAGUAUUGGUGCAACUUUAAUGAACAGUACACUACCUUGAUUCAUUUAGGUUCUCUUAAGAUUACAGAAACAUAUUUUCAGCAAUCUCGUGUGAUGGAUUGGUUUUUUGACAGUUAUGUACCUUUUAUUUCUCUCAUCAAAGCUGUAGUAUCUUCAGUAGAAGGUACACGUGAAGCUGCACUGAAUUUAUUAUCAACUCUUUUGCAAAAUACUCAGCAUUGUGAACAUGCACUCAAAUAUCUAGCUGAAGAUAUAUGCAGGAAUUCUGAAGAAAUAAAAAUAGAUCUUAGGCAGUGUUUUUAUGUUAUACAUGAUUGGUUAGCUCCUGCUGCUGAAAAUUCUAAUGCACAGGUUUCUAAACUUCCACUUAGAACAUUAGUUUUAGAAAAUUUUCUUAAAAUUAUGUCUGAUAAUCAUACUCCAUAUGAUAUAAAAUAUUUCAUUUUAUUAAGUCUUGAAAAGAUAGAUAGUGUUAAUCUUUUAUCAGCAUACAUUCCUGUUUUGAAACAUUUUAUUGAACAGUUAAAAGAUGGAAAAGAAUCUGCUGAUGGACUUGUACUGAAUAUUGUAAAAUUACUUUUAUGUAAAUAUACUCCUAAAACUGCUUCAUGCUUGGUGGAUAAAAAAAUAGAAACUAUUAUCCUUUUUGAAUGUUUGCAGUGUGUCAUUGAUAAAAAUCAACUUGAAGAGAUGGAUGUUGAAGAUGACAAUGACAAAAAUCAACUUGAAGAGAUGAAUAUUGAAGAAGUUGAUGACAAAAAUCAGUUUGAAGAGAUGGAUGUUCAAGAAGAUGUCAGAGUAAUAAAACAAACUAUGAAGGAUAGGUCAGUUCAGUUGUUAACUUUGAAGAUCAUCACUAAAGAAUUUUUCAGUGCAAUUCCAUCAUCUUCAGUGCAACAGAAACUUCUCAAUACACUCAUAGAAUUGUACAUCACUUCAACACUCGAUAUAAAUUCAGCUGUUAGAAAAGUAUUAAGGAAGUUAUGCACGUAUGCACAUUUACUUUUAAAAGAUUUGCAGAUGGCAGAGUUAGUUACGUCAAAAGGUACAUCUUUGAAAGAAAUGAAGAAAUCAAAAAUUAAAGAAAGUGCAUUAUCUGAAAAUUCUAAUGCAUUAAACAAAGGGCCGUGGAAAAAGGUCAUUGUCUUACUAGAAAUAAUACAAAAUAAAAAAAAGUUAGAAAAAAGAGAACUUCUAAUUCCAGAACUUUUUCAGCUUUUAAAUAAAAGUUUGAAUUUUGAUAGCAAUACGUCAGUUGAGUAUUUGAGACAGUUAAUUCUUUCCACAAUAUACAACUGCUGCCAAGAACUUGGGACUAGUGGCCUUGAUGAAAGGCAGUUCCAAGUAGAACUGAUUGUUCAAUGUAUUCGCUCAUCUACAAAUCCUAAAACUCAUCAUGAAUCAUUAUUAUUGCUGAAUCUUGCUGCAAGUAUGUUUCCAGACUAUGUUUUAAGUAAUGUGAUGUCAAUUUUUACCUUUAUGGGAUCCAGUCUUGUUCGUCAAGAUGACAGUUAUAGUUUCCAAGUUAUCUCCCAAACAAUUGAGACAAUUGUACCAUCACUUCUGGCAGCCAGUAGCCAUCAAGAAGAAAGUGAGGCUGUUCAAGUAGUGGCAUCAGUCAUUCGUGUUUUUGUGGAAUCCCUUUCAGAUAUUCCAGGGCAUCGUCAAUUACCUUUAUUUACAAAACUCAUUACAACUCUGGAUGCUUCAAAGUAUUUAUGGAUUCCUUUAGGACAGAUUUGUGAUCACUAUGCUACAGUAUUUCAUAACAUAACAUCUGAAGAUGUAGAUAAUUGGAAAAUUGCACCAACACUUGAAUUUGCUAUAAAUUUACACAAACACUUUUCACCUAGUGUUCAAAUAGAUACAUGUAUAAAAUUGAUCAACUUUCUUGGAAUGUUGCCCGAUUCAAAAGAAGAUUUGGAAACAAAUGCUGAAGUAAUUUCUAAAUUUAAAGAACCAUUUAGUGUUAUCAGUCACUCUGAUAAACAGUUGCAAGUGUACAAGCAUAAUGUUUUAUCUUACAUAAAUAUCUGGUUGUCAUCGCAAGCAUUUGUGAGUCAAGUGUCAGAGUUGGAUUUAAAAGCACAAUAUAGUUUAGAAGAGAAAUAUGAACAGUUAUUAGAAGCAACUUUAAGUUAUUUGCAACAUCAGAUUAACAUUAGUAAGUUACAUGCGAAUGAUCAAAGAACUGCAAAUAAUCUCAUGCCUUUGUUAUAUAAUUUGGUAAGUCAUAUUAAUUUGUUGUUGCCAUGUAAUUUAUUCAUAAGGGUUGUGCGCGGAUUGUUCCGUAAUACAGAUUUGAUUAUACAAAAAAAUGCUAUAGAGUUAUUGAUUGCAAAAUUAGAACAACAUAAUCUGUUUUCUGAUGAAAAUUACGAAUCUUUAGUAAAGUUACUAAAACCAUUGAUUAAAAUUGUUAAAACAUAUACAGAAAUAGAAAAGUCUGAAUUGGUAAGCUCAGCUGUAAAUCAACAAACUGCAUUAUAUUCUUUGCAUUUGCUAGCUAAAGUUAUUGGGCAUAAGUAUCCAUUAAAGUUUUUUAAAGUUCUUCGGAUUACGAUAAAAAUUUUAAGUGAUAAGGAAAAUCAGCCAGAGCUUGCCAUAAAUGCUUUGCUGUGUCUUGCUCAGUUGUGCGUUUGUUUGAAUGUUAAAGUGUUACUGCAGUUAAAUUCAUUUAUGCCAAUAAUAGUUGAUCUACUUCAUGAUGAUAGAACUAUAAAUUUAAAUGAAUGCUUAGUGAUCAGUAUAAUUACUGCACUACAAAGUUUGAUUGAAAAUAUUGGACAAUUUUUAAGCAGUUAUAUGGAGUCCCUUGUGACAGGAAUUUGCAAACUUGCAAUCAAAUAUUCUGCAAGCAAAGCUGUUUGUGAAAAACUGCAUGUCUUACGAUGUUUAUUAGCUAAAGAAAUAUCUCUCAGAGUUUUACUUUCUUCAGUAGAAAGUGGUUAUACAAAGCUUUUAUCUGAGAAUAAAAAUGCUGUCAUUCCAUUAAUGGAAAUUUUUGAAGAAAAAUUAAAUUGUUGCAAAUAUGAGGACAUUGAAGCAUGUUCGCCACAGCUGCAAAAAUUUUAUAUUUUGCUUUUGGAUUUUCGAAAUCUGAAUUCUUCGGAUUCUCCAGAAUUUAUUGAAUCAGUCGAAGACAGCAUAAUUUCCUGUUUGAAAACUUUCAUUUUAAAAUUGUCUGUGACUCGUUUUCGAACAUUUUUUCAGAAAGUGUACCAGUGGGCAAUAUCAGCUGAGGAACAAGAGCAAAAACUUAGAAUUUUUACUUUUUACAGAUUAACAUGUGAAUUAUCACAAUCUUUAAAAAAUUUGUUUGUGCUGAUGGCUAAAUAUUUCCUUAGGCAUGCUGCAAAUAUUUUGGACCGAAACAAUUGUUCAAAGACGGGCAGUUAUUUUGAAGAAAGUAUCGCCAUGUCAUCACAACUUUUGAACUGUAUUCUGGAUACCUUGAAUUUCUGCCUUUUAUAUGACGAUGGUCAACUUUUAGAUAAAGAGAAUUUUGAAAUAUUGAUGCAGCCUUUAGUGGAUCAGUUAGAAAAUAUACAUGAUGAAGCAUUGUAUCAAGAAAUGGUAGAAAGUCAUUUAUCCAGCUGUAUUGCACAUUUCAUGGCAGCAGUAUCUGAUCAUGCAUUAUGGAAAAAACUGAAUUACCAAAUUUUAUUAAAGACAAGACAUGAUUCUCCAAAAUUAAGAUUUGCAGCUCUUCAAGUUAUACGUGAUGUUGUGCAAAAGAUGGGGGAUAAUUAUCUUACAUUAUUGCCAGAAUCAAUACCAUUCCUUGCAGAAAUAAUGGAGGAUGAAAGCUUUGAGGUUGAACAAGAAUGUCAGUCAGUUAUUAUUGAAAUGGAAAAAAUUCUAGGUGAACCAAUAAGAAAGUACUUUUAAUAACUAAAUUCAUAUCUUGUAAAUAAGUAUUAAAUUUUGAAUAGCAUUUAAACUACUAUUUUAUUGUGGAAAAUCAAGUGUUCCUUCACUUUUGAAUUGUAAUAAAACAAAAUAUAGAGCAUUUAAAUUUCUUUAUAUUCAUUAAUGAAAAUUUUUAAUUUACACAUUUGGGGUUUUUAAAACUCAAGUUAUUUCGAAAUAAAUAAAGUUAAUUUUGUUUCACAGUA